CUUGAAAAUUUAAUUUGUGCAUGUGGUAUAUGUGGCCCAUUUUUUAGUCAAAGGUUGCACUCUGAACCUUAGUCAGAAACCCCCUUUCCGGCCGAGGAAAUGGAAAAAGACACGGACCUUGUAGUUCGGCAUUUAGGGGAGCUGGAAGCGCUUGCGGAAGAAGUUUUGUCUGACAAGCAGCAGAUUGUUGAUCUGGAUCGGACAAGAAAUGGGAACCGUGAAGCCAUAAGAUCACUUAUGAACAAAGAACAACAAAACAAAAGCAGUCAAAGCAAGUCUUGGGUCUGCUUUGGUGAGAUGUUUGUAAAACUUCCUGGAGAAAGUGCUAAAGCCAUUCUCAAACAAGAUCAGGUCAAACUCAACUCGGAAAUUGACAGAUUGCGCAAAGACUUAAAACCCAAGGUGGCCAAACUGAGGGAUAUGGAAGGUAGGAAGGAAGCCAAGGGCUUUGAUUUGACAGCGUUAUCAAAAGAUGAACUGAAAGCCGUCGACACAAGGUGACGAUCAAAGCUACUGCGUUGAGAUAUCUUUAUGAAGUUCAGUGUUGUGGAGUAGCUGUGUAGUCUCAUAAACCAGGCUCAACUUUAGUAUUAUUUGAAUCUCCGUGUGGUCUCAUACACCAGGCUCAAGUUAUGGUACUGUUGGUAUCCUGUUGCUGGUCUCAUACAUUUUACUAUCGUAGCUUUGUUCUAGCUUUGUUACCGGCCCGAGGCCAGUAGUUUUGGUGUUGGGCCAGCAAACUUACGAGUGGACAAGUCCGGUGUGGCAGUAGAUUUUGUCCCCACGGAGAUUCUGUCUCGCUAUAGGGCAAACUGUGUACAAAUGUCUUCUGAUAUAGAGCCCUGUUUUGAAUCAAACUCCUCCGGCCGAUGUCAAUUCCAAUACGGGGGACAGAGUUUCCAACGGACAGAUUUCCCUGAGACACCGGCAGUCUUGUGUUUUUUAUUUCAAUAUCAAUGCAGCAUAAUGACACACUAAGUGGGUGUCAGGAUGCUGAUGAGGAUUACAAAAUAGUAAUUUUCACGAAAGGCUAUGUAUUAAUCCUAUCUCGAACUUAGGACGGGUUCAAUGCGUCCCAGCGUCUUCGGAUACAGAAAAGGAAGAGGGAAGAGCUUGGUGAAAUUGAUGGCUGUGACCAGCCGUCGAUUUCACCAAACUCUUCCUAACUUAGGAUUAAUCUUAGGACGGGUUCAUUUCCGUAUCCAA
This is a messenger RNA of Asterias rubens (European starfish), 1206 nucleotides long. RefSeq names its product p53 and DNA damage-regulated protein 1-like. The record is from RefSeq and is a predicted model, not a curated record. NCBI's taxonomy places the organism in Eukaryota, Metazoa, Echinodermata, Asteroidea, Forcipulatida, Asteriidae. The transcript is spliced from 5 exons. Bases 100 to 501 code for a protein of 133 amino acids.